UUUUAUCUCUUGCAUUCUCCCCUGUUUCCCAACUUCCCUAAUUGAAACUGUUUUGCGAUUAAUAGAGAGGAUUGUGGUUCGUGUGCUCCCUGAACUAUCAUUCCCACGUAAAUGGGAGGGUGGACCCCCUGCUAAUAUUGCUUACGACACACUAACUGUAUUGUGCCUGCUACAUAUAAUGUCCAGAGCAGCAAUAAUUACAAGGCUGGCUAGACAAAUUAGUCAACUUACAGUGAACAGAACUUCCGUCCUCACUUGCAGUUACAGUACAGAUGUGCAACAUUCAAUCCCCAAAAAGAGUGAUGCAGGGACAAUAGGGUCCUUUGGUGAUCGAUUUAGCAAUAAAUCACCCUCUUCCUUUGCACAAAACCCCAUUGGAGGCGAAUGCAAACCCCAAGUAGGAGAAAAUGUCUCAAGGAAGGAUAAGAUCAGCUUUCUUGUAAAUACUCUUCUUGAUCUAAACGAUAGUAAGGAAGCUGUAUAUGGUGCACUUGAUGCUUGGGUUGCGUGGGAGCGGACUUUCCCGAUUGGACCCCUAAAGCAGGUAUUACUCAAACUAGAGAAAGAGCAACAGUGGCAUAGAAUUGUUCAGGUCAUUAAGUGGAUGUUAAGCAAGGGUCAGGGAAAUACAAUGGGAACGUAUGAGCAGUUAAUUAAAGCACUGGAUAUGGAUCACAGGGCAAAAGAGGCACAUGAGUUUUGGAAUAAGAAAAUUGGCUGCGAUCUACAUUCUGUGCCAUGGCGGUUGUGUAGUCUUAUGAUUUCUGUAUAUUACCGUAAUCAUAUGCUUGAGGAUCUUACUAAGCUAUUCAAGGGCUUAGAAGCAUUUGAUCGGAAACCUCCCGAAAAGUCAAUCGUGCAGAAAGUAGCUGAUACAUAUGAGGUGCUAGGCUUUGUUGAUGAGAAGGAUCGCGUACUAGAGAAGUACAAAGACUUGUUUACGGAGACAUGGGAUGGAAAUCCAAAGGGAUUGAGAGGGUCUCGAUCCCAAAGAAAACAAAAACAGGCACAGGAAAAUUAAGUGUUAUAUCAAAUAUGUAUGUUUAGUGUGCAGGCGUUUGAUAUCAGGUUUACAUAAGUAAUCAAUCUACUCAAUAUUUUCAGAGAUUUUAUUUUGGUGUGGUAGAAAAUUAUUUAUUGCACGGCCAGGAUCUAGCGAACCCCCGGAUGAUGGAGCCUGUGUGAGCAUGCAUUUGCUAGGUGCCAUUUUAAGUAGAAACCUGGGAUGUUAUUUAGUCAGACUGCUAUGGUCCUAUGUAUUUUUAGCAUCUUAUGCUGCCUGUCUAUGGAGUUAGAAAAUGUGAUUGAAACAUGUACCUGAACGAAAAAACAGAAUUGUGAUAUCAUGCUUCAUGUUUCGAGAUUGAUGAAAUUUCAUUGCUUGAUAUGAGGUUCAGUUUAAAGUA
Lycium barbarum (goji berry) is the source of this 1406-nucleotide messenger RNA. Its product is annotated as pentatricopeptide repeat-containing protein At4g21190. The record is from RefSeq and is a predicted model, not a curated record. The transcript is spliced from 2 exons. Bases 179 to 1021 code for a protein of 280 amino acids. Gene Ontology annotation, molecular function: protein binding. NCBI's taxonomy places the organism in Eukaryota, Viridiplantae, Streptophyta, Magnoliopsida, Solanales, Solanaceae.